ACUAUAUGAUCAUAGAAGAAGGAUUCUUGGUUUUGCUUUUCAAAAACUCUGAUAUUUAUAACACAAAAAAGAAAUUUUUUUCAGACUGCACAAACUCCAAUACUUAUUCGUCCAGGUUUUGUUACACCUGGUCCAAAUGUUGAUUUAUUUUAUGAAAUAAUGCAAGAUCGUUUUCGUGGUGUUGAUGCAUCUAUUGCUGGUCAAGUAUCAAAUGCAUCACAAUAUACAAAACAAAAAAUGCAUCAUAAACCAACAACAACAACAACAUCACAAAUGAAACCUGCUGAUAAUGAUAGUGAUGUUGAUAUUAAAUCAAAUUCAUCAUUUUGGUCCGAUGAAGAAGAAGAACAAAUUAUAGAUGAUAAUCAACGAAAAACAAUACCAAAUCAAAAAAAAUUAUCACGUUAUUUAUCAACAGUUAAUCGUUCAUUACUUGAUCGUCCAAGUGAUCUUAUUACUGAUUUUUAUAUAUCACAAUUAAAUCAUAGUAUGCAAGAAAGUGUACGACAUGUUGAAACAAUUGCACGUGAUAAAGCACUUAUGAGACAAGAUCGUAAUAGAGAAUUUAUUGAUGAGACAACUAAUAAAUUAGGUCGUAGUUUAUCAGCUGAACAUUUAUAUCAAGUACGAAAAGAACAUUUACGUUAUAAACAACCAUUUACAACACCAACAUCAUUUACAGUUGAAGAUGUUGCUGAUAUUUAUAAACCAUUUGUUUUGGAAAAUUAUAAACGAAAAAUUGCUAUUGAAGUUGAAAGACGUCGAAGAGAAAAACAAGGACAAUUGAUGGCUGGUAUGAGAUACUUUUGUUUUUCUGUUUUUUGA
This is a messenger RNA of Rotaria sp. Silwood1, 825 nucleotides long. Lineage: Eukaryota; Metazoa; Rotifera; Eurotatoria; Philodinida; Philodinidae. The record is from the annotation of a GenBank genome assembly.